ACCCAUAGUUUCCAAUCCAUCAUGCAUCAAGCUUUACUAACAUGGCUAAAUACAAAGUUCUCACUUUAGUCUUCUUUGUGGUCCUUGGUUUGGGAACUUCCUUAGCCAAUAGAGCUAUUCUCACUAUUGGAGAGAGCUAUGGUGCAACUAGUGGACUUGGUGGUGGCGGUGGGGGUGGCUCUGGAGGUGGAAGUGGUUAUGCUGCUGUAGGUGUGACUGGCCAUGGAGGUUCUUCCCUUGCAAGUGGUGGUGGUGCUGGAAGUGGAGCAGGUUAUGGUGGUGGAGUUGCCGGUGGUGGUGGAGGAGGUGGAGGGAAAGGAGGAGCUGAAGCCUAUCUUGGUGGUGGAAGUGUUGGUCACGCUAGUGGAUCUGGGGAAGGAGGCGGUGCAGGAUAUGGUGGUGGAGUUGCUGGUGGUGGUGCAGGAGGAGGAGGAGGUGGCAAAGGUGGUGGUGGAGGAGCAGCUUCUGCGGGUGGAAGUGCAGGCUCUGGCUCUGGUUAUGCUAGUGGAGCUGGGGAAGGAGGUGGUGCAGGAUACGGUGGUGGAGUUGCUGGUGGUGCAGGAGGAGGUGGUGGUAAAGGAGGAGGUGGAGGUGGGGCCUCUGCCGGUGGAAAUGGUGGCUCUGGUUAUGCUAGUGGAGCCGGUGAAGGAGGCGGCGCAGGAUACGGUGGUGGAGCUGCUGGUGGUGCAGGAGGAGGUGGUGGCAAAGGAGGAGGUGGAGGCGGGGCUUCUGCCGGUGGAAAUGGAGGCUCUGGCUAUGCUAGUGGAGCCGGUGAAGGAGGCGGUGCUGGAUACGGUGGUGGAGCUGCUGGUGGUGCAGGAGGAGGUGGUGGCAAAGGAGGAGGUGGAGGCGGGGCUUCUGCCGGUGGAAAUGGAGGCUCUGGCUAUGCUAGUGGAGCCGGUGAAGGAGGCGGUGCAGGAUACGGUGGUGGAGCUGCUGGUGGUGCAGGUGGAGGUGGUGGAAAAGGAGGAGGUGGAGGUGUGGCUUCUGCGGGUGGAAAUGGAGGCUCUGGCUAUGCUAGUGGAGCCGGUGAAGGAGGCGGCGCAGGAUACGGUGGUGGAGCUGCUGGUGGUGCAGGAGGAGGUGGUGGCAAAGGAGGAGGUGGAGGCGGGGCUUCUGCCGGUGGAAAUGGAGGCUCUGGCUAUGCUAGUGGAGCCGGUGAAGGAGGAGGUGCAGGAUACGGUGGUGGAGCUGCUGGUGGUGCAGGGGGAGGUGGUGGCAAAGGAGGAGGUGGAGGUGCAGCUUCUGCUGGUGGAGGAAGUGCAGGCUCUGGCUCUGGCUAUGCUAGUGGAGGAGGUGAAGGAGGUGGCGCAGGAUAUGGCGGUGGAGCUGCUGGUGGUGCAGGAGGUGGAGGUGGUAAAGGGGGUGGUGGAGGAGGAGCUUCAGCUGGUGGAAGUUCAGGUUCUGCCUAUGGAAGUGGAGGCGGUGAAGGAGGUGGUGCAGGAGGAGGGUAUGGCGGUGAAGGUGGGCAUGGCGGCGGUGGUGGAAGCGGUGGAGGAGGUGCAGUUGCCGGUGCCGGUAGUGGCGGAGGACAUGCAGGUGGCUAUGCCGAGGGAAGUGGGUCUGGAUAUGGCGGCGGUGCCGGUGGAGCAAAGGGUGGUGGAGGAGGUGGUGGCAGCGGUGGGGGCGGGGCAUCAGCUUAUGCAGCAGGAGGAGCCAAUGGUGGUGCAAGUGGAUAUGCUACUGGUGGUGGAAGUGGCGAGGGUGGUGGUCAUGGUGGCUAUGCUCCAUAAAGAAAAUAACAAAAGUAUAAUAGCCACCCAUAUAGUAUAGCAUCCCUCUUAAUUAAUUAAUCUACACAAUUGUAAUAAAAACAAUAAGAGUGAUGCUUUUGUAUUAAUUGAGGGGAUGGAUGGUUUGAACUUUCAAUAUGGAAUGAGUUGCCAAAUUAAGAUUAUAAAAUUAUGGAUGGCAUCUAUCAAUUUCUGUAAUGCUUAUUAUCCCAUAAUUAAUUAAACUUGUAAUUA
Impatiens glandulifera is the source of this 1967-nucleotide messenger RNA. Its product is annotated as glycine-rich cell wall structural protein-like. Bases 42 to 1733 code for a protein of 563 amino acids. The record is from RefSeq and is a predicted model, not a curated record. Lineage: Eukaryota; Viridiplantae; Streptophyta; Magnoliopsida; Ericales; Balsaminaceae. The transcript has a single exon.